GCCCCCUCCAGCCCUUCCAGCUUCUUCCUCUGUAGGGUGCAGCACAUAACAGCACUGCAGGGCAGGCAUGGGGAAACUGCUGAAAAUCACACUCUUUGGGGUCUUCCUGGCUUUUCUAGGAGAAAGGAUCGUGCAUUUCACCGAUCGCAUCAACCUGGUCAGAGACAUAGAACCUGUUGAGCUUCCAAACUGCCAGCUUCUGGCGGGCAUCGAAUAUGGAUCUGAAGACAUUGAGAUUCUUCCCAAUGGGCUGGCAUUUAUCAGUUCUGGUUUGAAGUACCCCGGUAUGUUCAGUUUUGCACCCAGUAGACCUGGAGAAAUCUUUCUCUUGGAUCUGAACGACGAAGAACUUCGACCAUCUUCACUGCGUAUAAGCCGAGGUUUUGACAUCUCUUCCUUCAGCCCUCAUGGAAUCAGCAUAUAUAUUGAUGAAACCGAUGACACGGUGUACCUGUUUGUAGUGAAUCAUCCUCACAUCUCUAAGUCCACGGUGGAGAUAUUUAAAUUUGCAGAGGAUGAAAAUGUUCUGGUGCACCUGAAGACAAUUAAACACGCGUCCCUAUACAACGUGAAUGACCUUGUCGCUGUCGGACCUGAAAGCUUUUAUGCCACUAAUGAUCAUUACUUUACGGAUUUCAUCUUGAGAUUUGUGGAAAUGUUCCUUGGGUUAAGGUGGACGAAUGUCGUGUAUUACAGUCCUAGUGACAUCAGAGAAGUGGCAACAGGGUUUUAUAGCGCCAACGGGAUUGCCAUGUCAAAUGAUGAAAGGUUCAUAUAUGUUGCUGACGUCUCUGGGAAAGCGAUUAAUGUGUUGGAGAAACAUGCAAAUUUUUCUCUAUCGCCAGUAAAGGUGCUCCAAUUGGGAGCAUUGGUGGAUAAUCUCUCAGUGGACCCGGUCACUGGUGAUAUUUGGAUAGGAGCCCAUCCAAAUGGAUUUAAAUUGUUUAAGUACAGUGAAGAAGAUCCACCAGGCUCAGAGGUGAUCCGCGUCCAGAACAUUCACUCUGACAACCCAGUCGUGACCACCGUAUACGCCAACGAUGGCUCCGUGCUCCAGGCCUCGACCUGUGCCGCCGUAUGGGAGAAUAAUCUACUGGUGGGCACAAUAUUCCACAAAGCUCUCCACUGCAAGUUGGAGUAAUCGGACCAGAACGCGCCAAAAGAACUGUGAAAUGCACUUAAUUUUUAACUGGGAAGGCCCUGCAGGUGGCUAUAGGAGUGCCAACUCUCUCGAGUGACCAAAAAAAGCCCAGCGCCACCAAAAGCUGAAUUAUGUUGAAAACACUGUGGGGUUGGAGCCUGUGUUUGUUUGUUUUUUGGGGGUGUGGACUAAGACUGUUUAUGGCUUCCUUUGGGGAGGGGCUGCACCAAUCUUUGACCUUGUAGGAGGAGCUGGGCUGCAAGUUCAUUCUCCAGAGACUGUGCAAAUAUCUGCUUUUGGCCGGGCAGGCCUCUGAUGUUGGUGUUUUAUAUCUUGCGAUUUUGAUGUUUCUAUAAAAUGUGACCAGAAUUAAAGAGCCUUGUUGGUCGGCCUUGACUACAAA
This is a messenger RNA of Rana temporaria (common frog), 1544 nucleotides long. Its product is annotated as serum paraoxonase/arylesterase 2-like. The record is from RefSeq and is a predicted model, not a curated record. NCBI's taxonomy places the organism in Eukaryota, Metazoa, Chordata, Amphibia, Anura, Ranidae. Gene Ontology annotation, molecular function: arylesterase activity. The coding region runs from base 68 to 1141 and encodes 357 amino acids. The transcript has 9 exons.